UCGGAGGUAAAAAGUAAAAAGAAAGAAAGAAAGAAAGCAAAUCAGAGGGGAUGAUAUCGUCUUGGUGAAACUAAUUUUACCAAUUGCAAAGCCGUUAAACAAUUAACACGUGAUUAAUUCUUGAGCUGUAGAAGCAGAAGAUAAUGGCGAUGCGGAGAAGAGCUUCUUCUGCCAUAAUUCUUUCCAUUGCUCAGUCUCAGGAAGCAGCGGCUUCAGUAGGUACUACUGCUACUGCUAGGUGUACUACUAUUGCUUCAUUUCUCUCUGCAUUCCCAAACCCUAAACCCCAAUUAGCUUUUUAUUCUGCUAUUAGUGGCAAAGUUGAGAGUUCUUCUGGAAAAGCUCUGAAAUUUCAACCGGGAUUGAGGAAUGAUAUUAAUAAUGUCGACAGUCUUCAUGAUGCUCUGAGCUUGUACCGGCAUAUGGUCCGGAUGAGGCCUCUGCCUUGUGUUAUUCAGUUCAAUCAAUUGCUGAACCGUAUUGUUAAGAUGAAGAAUCAUUAUGUAUCUGCUAUUUCCCUUUUUAGAGAUAUGUGUGUCAAGGGCAUUCCUGCUGAUGAGGCCACCCUCAGUGUUGUGAUUAAUUGUUACUGCCUCCUGGGUCGAGUGGAUUUGGGGUUUACUGUGUUGGCUGCUUUCAUGAAGCGUGGUCUUGUCCCUAAUGUGGUCACCUUUAGUACUCUACUCAAAGGACUCUUUCGAGAAUAUAGGGUCCCCCAGGGACAGGAAUUGUUUAAGAAGAUAAUAUUCGAAAAACUUUGCGAGCCCAAUGAAGUUAUGUUUCUGAUUGUGAUAGAUGGGCUUUGUAAGGUAGGGAACAUUCAAACGGCCAUUGAAUUCCUAAGAGUCAUGGAAAAAAGAAGAAGAUGUAAGCCCAACGUUAAUGUGUACAGUACAAUCAUUGACAGCUUGUGCAAGGAUAAAAUGGUUGAUGAAGCUCUUGCCCUCUUGCAGGAGAUGAUUGAAAAGGGCAUUCCCCCAAAUGUUGUCACUUACAGUUGUUUGAUUCAAGGUCUGUGCAACUUAAGCAGAUGGGAGGAUGUUCGCAAGAUCUUUUCUGAGAUGAAGGUUUAUAAAAUUAUUCCAAAUGUUAUUACUUUCACUAUAGUGGUGGAUGCACUGUGUAAGGAAGGGCAUAUAGAAGAUGCUGAAGAUGUAGUCCAGAUCUUGAUCCAGCAAGGUCAAAAUCCCAAUCUAGUCACAUACUGUUCCUUAAUGGAUGGGUACUGUUUACAGAGGCGAAUAGAUGACGCAAGGAGAGUUUUCAAUACCAUGAUUGCUAGCGGCCUUACACCUGAUCUCCAUAGCUAUGGUAUUCUGAUAAAUGCCUAUUUCAAGAGCAAGAAAGCGGAAGCAGCCAUAAAUCUCUUUCGAGAGAUUCAGCAUAAAGGUUUAACACCUAAUAUUGUUGUUUAUACCACUGUCUUGCAGGGGUUAUUUAGUUCAGGAAGGUAUCUUAGUGCACGAGAAAUUUUCAACGAGAUGCAAGCUUCUGGCAUGAAGCCUGAUUUUCAUACUUACUGUGUGGUGUUGGAUGGAUUAUGCAAGACUGGACAUGUCGACGAAGCAUUGCAGUUAUUCCAUGCAAUGGAAGCUGAUGGAACAAAUUUUCACAUUGGAAUGUACAAUAUCAUGCUUGAUGGGUUGUGCAAAAGCAGGAGGCUCGAUAGUGCUCGAGAACUUUUCAACAAUCUCUCCCUUAAAGGAUUGGAUCUUGAUGUUAGAACAUACAACACCAUGAUUGCUGGUCUGCUUUCAGAAGGUCUGCUCAUCGAAGCCAAAGAGCUUGUUAAAAAGAUGGAGGGGAAGGGUUGCCUGCCAAAUGAUUUUACAUACAAUGUUAUACUACGAGGACUCCUUAAGGGAGGUCAUUAUGAUGAUGCGAUGGUCUAUCAUGAAGAAAUGGUUCAUAGAGGAUUCUCGCUGGAUGCACAUACCUUUUCCAUUUUACUUGAUUUAUCUGCUGAGAAUCAGAACAAUCCUUCUGUGCUAAUGUUGAUGCUGAAGAUUGAUCCCGAUAGCAAGAAGUUCAUAGAUGGGGAACGAAGAGGACCUUCACAUUAGUUGCAACAUGUUAGUCCUGCCAUUUAUUUUGGCCUUUGAACUUUAAUUUGCUGGAACUAACAUUAUUUAGGUUCGAAUUGGAUCCUGUUGUCACUUAUCAUCUUUGAUGCAACUGAGCCUUAGAGGAGAUCUCUUGGUCAUAUUUUGUGAAACACCUCCAAGGUCUUUAGUUUGGUGGAGAAGCUGCAUUGCUUAGGGAAGUUCAAUUGACAAGUGUGGCAGAUCAAAGAAAUCUGCUGCUGUUAAUUGGACUUGUACCACUUCUUCUAAGAGACUUCUUGUUGAUCUUUCCAUGGAGAACCUCAGUGUGGCAUAUCACUUAAAUGGUUUUUAUUGCACAGCUGCUAUUGGGGCACCAUCUGCAAUAAAACUAAGAAAAAGAAAUAAGUCGUACUGGCACAUCAGAAUGGGGAGGAGUGGAAUUUGUAUUGCAGAGUGUGAAGAUUUGACGUCAGCUCAGACUUGAUAGAGACAAUUUAUUAGUGGCAAACAUUGAAUGACAAGUCUUGCGUUGAAGUUUUAUGUAAGAGAUCUGUUUUACAACGGUUCAAUUCAUGUUCAGUAACUGUCCUGUGGACAACUUACUUAUCUUUUCUAAUGGCCUUUAGAGGAGGAUUCCCAAUUUUGUGCAGCAACAUCCAAAUUGUUAGACGCAAAAACUAAUCUUUGUUUCUGAAUGCCGGAAAGAAGUUUGUGAUAAAAGUUUUCUGUAAAUGGGAUUUUUGUAGUAGCAUCUAUUCUGUGUGGCUGGUUCAGUUUGUGAAGAAUUUCGUCACAAUAUUCAUUCUUACGGUAUGCAGUAAAUUUGAAUUAUUUGCUGGAAAGAUACUCAGCAUAGAAUGGAAAUAGUGAAUGUGUAUCUUGAAUACCAGUAACCAUUAUUUGUUUGUCAUAAAAUUGUUUGACAAGGUAUUAUUGGUCACUGAGGUGGAAUUGAGAGAUAUUUGUUGUUUUUGCUAGUAAUGAUUGGGCAUGAUCUGGAGUGAUAUGAAUGACCUUUCAGUAAUUGUAAAGUAUCUAUUUGCUCCUGUUAUAGACCUCAAACCUGGAGAAAAAGGCCUGGACUGACCUACUAGAAAAGAAUUUCUUUUGAUACAGCGCAUGGCCUGGAGUACCUGCAUGAGCAUUGCAAUGGUAAAAUUGUUCACCCUGAUUUAAAGCCCGGAAACAUCCAUCUGGAUGAAACUUGGAAGAUUUCUUCGGUGGAUACAAAAUUACCAGAUUGCAAGUUGAGUCCAGGGAACUAUGGGACACAUUGCCCCUGAAUAAUUGUAUGUUCCUGCUGUGGUCUUAUCGGUGCAUUAAUGAAAUGGGUAAAUACGUUGAUUAGUGGUGUUGGAAUAUUUGAACUAGCUUAAUUGAUCUCUUUAUUUAGCUUUUUUGUCAAAGUUUACGAUGUUGUCAAAGUGUUAUCAGUAAUCUUGAGUGAUUGCAAUUUGCAAACUAAUCUUUGUCUUUGGAAGACUUCGUUUAUUCGUUAGUCGAUUAGUAGGUCUUGGUUACUGAGUUGGUUGCCUCUAGUUCCAGUUCUAAUUAAAUUGGAAAGUUUCUUGUAGUGUUUGAGUCGGUUGUCUUACUGUAGUAGAUGCUUAUAUCUAGUGGGGCUGCUGCAAUUUUGUCUACACAAGAUAGAGCCUUCAUGGCACCCACCAAGUUGCAUCUGAAGGAAACCCCAAUCUAGAUGAACUUUGGUCUAACAUCCAAUCCACAGCCUGCUUUAAGUUGAAAGACAUUUGUCCUGAGAUACCGGUCCAAGGCAUUUGUGAAUUGGAUUGUAUUUGGUUGGUUGUUGGAUCAUGUUCAUCUAAAUCUGAGCUGGAAUGGAAUUGCAAUGCUUUUUUGAAGAA
This is a messenger RNA of Coffea arabica (coffee), 3910 nucleotides long. RefSeq lists its product as uncharacterized. Gene Ontology annotation, molecular function: protein binding. The record is from RefSeq and is a predicted model, not a curated record. Lineage: Eukaryota; Viridiplantae; Streptophyta; Magnoliopsida; Gentianales; Rubiaceae.